Molecule: messenger RNA, 1225 nt
Organism: Penicillium samsonianum
Lineage: Eukaryota; Fungi; Ascomycota; Eurotiomycetes; Eurotiales; Aspergillaceae
Product: bZIP transcription factor
Exons: 2
Coding region: 128-1225 (365 amino acids)
Biological process (GO): regulation of DNA-templated transcription
Molecular function (GO): DNA-binding transcription factor activity
Source: RefSeq, a predicted model, not a curated record
GUCAAACUUGUCUUCGGGACAGAAAAACUUGGCAAAAGAGACCCGCGCCACCGGUUGAAAGGCGGAACCACAAUAAUACCGACCGAUACCCAUUCCGAAGACCACAGGCUCACAUCGCCACUGCCCAAUGUCUGAACGCAGGCGCGAGCAAAACAGAAUAGCGCAGAAGACCUACCGGGACAAGAAAAAGAGUUACCUUAAGCAGCUUGAAACUAUCGCUAAGGGACAGAAAAACGCUGCCACACCGCCGUCUCAGCAUAAUGACGACUUUCCACGGCAUCAAUGUCAAGGAAAUUAUCAGAGGGUCAAUGAGGAACCGACAUCUAAUAAUGAUAUGAGCGCACAACGUAGUCCUCUCGAACUGCCUUCUCACUCCCAUCACCUUAUCAACCCUGGAGCUGCAAACGAGCUGGACCUACCUGGCAGCAUACCAGGCGUUCCCAGAUUUGAUUCAAUACCAGGUGAAUCAAUUGAUGAACUUCAAAGUGAUCUGAACUUCUUGGAUCAAAUUUCGACAAUUCCGCCCCUAGUCGAUCCCACUCUUGCACUGUCCUCGGACAACAUUUUCCCACAACGCUUGAGUAACACAGGCCAACAUUUCAGCGGGAUGGUGGAGGCCGAUUUUCUAACCAGUCAUGAGGAGAAUCAGCAGGCGCGGGCACAAAUUGUCGACCAAGCUACAUCAAGCUCCAGCAGAUUGAGCAAUGUGCUAGGAUCUGAGAAUGGUGUGAGCGAAAAGUACUCCCUUGAAGACAUUCUGGUCGCGGGAAUAUGCACCCUUUCGAAAGGAGAAAAUCGACCAAAGAAUGACUUAUCAGCAAAUAUCACACCAACGACAGACACGGAAAAUGACACUCGAAGAAUCCUACCCCUAACGACUCAUCCAGAGCCCUGCAAGGUCCCGGAUAUACAUCUGAACACAAUUCAACUCACCACAAUAUCAUUUGUCACAGCAUGCAUUGCUAAUGCGGCAAUGCUCGGGCUGUCACCAGAAGUUUUGUGGGACACAACAACGCAGUCCCCUUUUUACCAGGCGUGGAUGGCCAACGAGCCACCCGGAACAGCGAACGCAGAGCAGUUCGCCCAUGUCAAGCCCCCUGCUUCGACCUUCUCCCACGCAACUGACCCACCCUCAUCAUCCUUACCUCGACAUUCUCCCAUUUCCUGCUUUCCGAAAUCGUAUCAUUCAGCUCAUUCAGAUUCAACCCCCGGCCUUCGACCCUGA